This is a messenger RNA of Antechinus flavipes (yellow-footed antechinus), 2088 nucleotides long. Its product is annotated as olfactory receptor 149-like. NCBI's taxonomy places the organism in Eukaryota, Metazoa, Chordata, Mammalia, Dasyuromorphia, Dasyuridae. The record is from RefSeq and is a predicted model, not a curated record. The transcript has a single exon. Gene Ontology annotation, molecular function: G protein-coupled receptor activity; olfactory receptor activity. Gene Ontology annotation, cellular component: membrane. Gene Ontology annotation, biological process: G protein-coupled receptor signaling pathway. The coding region runs from base 26 to 958 and encodes 310 amino acids.
UUUGGUUGAUUUUUCUUUCACACAGAUGAAGAAUUAUACAAUGGUGACUGAGUUUAUUCUCUUGGGAAUCCCUCAUACUGAGGGAAUGGAGAUUCAACUUUUUAUUGUGUUUUUAUCUUUCUAUUUCUGCACCCUGCUGGGGAACCUGAUGAUUUUAUUGGCCAUUAUCUCUUCAUCUCGCCUUCAUACACCCAUGUAUUUCUUUCUGUAUAAGCUAUCUAUUUUGGACAUUUUUUUCCCUUCAGUGAGUUCACCUAAAAUGUUGUCCUAUCUGUCUGGAAAAAGUCAUGCAAUCUCAUAUGCGGGUUGUAUAUAUCAACUCUUUUUCUAUCAUUUUGUUGGCUGCACUGAGUGUUUUCUCUGUACUGUGAUAGCCUAUGAUCGCUUUGUUGCCAUCUGUUUCCCUCUGUGGUACACAGUCAUCAUGAGCCCUAAGGUGUGUGUCAUAUUAGCCCUCGGGUCUUCAUUUUUGGGCUGUAUUCAGGCCACUUUCCUCACUGCCCUUACCUUCCAAUUGCCCUACUGUGGACCCAAUAAGGUGGACUAUUACUUCUGUGAUAUCCCAGUGAUGCUGAAAUUAGCUUGUGCAGAUACCUCAGCCCUGGAGUUGGUGGGUUUUAUCAGUGUGGGACUUAUAUCACUUAGCUGCUUCCUCCUCAUUCUUACUUCAUAUAGCUGCAUUCUUUAUUCCAUCUUGAAGAUCCGCACAACAGAGGGACAGUAUAGAGCCUUCUCCACUUGCAGUGCUCACCUUACAGCCAUUCUUCUUUUGUACAUACCUGUGGUCCUCAUUUACUUACAACCUACCCCCAAUCCUUGGCUGAAUGCCACUGUUCAGAUCCUGAAUAAUCUGGUCACUCCUAUGCUGAACCCCUUGAUCUUCAGCCUGAGGAACAAGGAAGUAAAAGCAUCCCUAAAGAAGUUGCUGCAGCAGUUUGGAUUUCUUUCUGAGAAGUGAGAGACAGAGAAACAUAGAGAUGGUGUGUUUGCAUAUUUUACUCAACAGAUUUUCCUAAAUCUUUUAUUUCUCCUCUUUAAUUUUUUCCAAUCCUUUUGAUCCCCUUUCUUUACAAUAUUGUUAUCACUAUUUAUAUUGUUCUCCUGGUUCUGCUUAUUUCACUUUUUGUCAGUUUUUAUAAGUCUUCUCAGGUUCUCUGAAAUUAUCUCCUUCAUCUUUUCUUACACCACAAGAGUAUUCCAUCAUAAUUUUUUCAGCCAUUCCCCAAUUGAUGGGCAUUCCAUCAGAUUCUACAUCUUUGACACCAUAAAAAAGAGAUGCUAUAAAUAUAUUUGUAUAUAUAGUCCUUACCCAUUUUCUCUGAUCUCCUUGGGCUAUAAUGUUAGCUGCAGUAUUACAGGUCAAAGAGUAUGUGAGGUUUUAUAAGCCCUAAGGGUAAUUUCAGAUUGUUCACUCAAAUAGUUGGGUGACAGUCCACCACCAGUGCUUUAGUGAACCUAUAUUCUCACCACAUCCCCUCUAGCUUUGUCAUUUUCCAUUUUUAUUAUCUUAGUCAUUCUGAGAGAUGUCAGGUAGUACCCUCUGAGUUGUUUUAAUUUUCAUUUCUCCAAUCAAUAGUGAGCAUUUUGAAAUGAUGAUAACUUUGAUUUUUUUUCUCUAAAAACUUCCCAUUCAUAUCAUUUGACCAUUUAUCAAUUGGAAAUUGGCUCUUAAUAUUUAUAAAUUUGGUCUAGUUCUUCCUCUAUUUGAGAAAUGAGACCUAUAUCAGAGAAAUUUGCUGUCAAUUUUUCUUUCCUCUGUUUCUUCCUGUUUUCUUCUAAGUUUGACUACAUUGGUUUUAUUUGUGAAAAAUCUUUUAAUUUUAUGUAAUUAAAGUUACCUAUUUUACCUCCUCUGGACUUUUCCAUCUUUUAUUUGGACAUAAACUCUGUGGGAUGUUGGUUUAUGCCUAAUUUAUCCCACACUUUCCAGUUUUCCCAACAGUUUUUUUGUGAAAUAGAGUACUUGUUCCAAUAACUGGGACUUGGGGGUUUAUCAAACAUGUUAUUGUGCUUAUUUGUUUCUCUAUAUUUUGUACCAAAUUGUUUUAAUUAUCAUCACUUUGUAACAUAGUUUGAGAUGUUGCUACU